GUGUGCGUCUGCGGGGCUGCUUUACUGUCUGGCUGGGACGGAGGGCUUCCACGCUAAGCAGGCGACUACCGACAUUAAACCCAUAAAGAGGAGGUUUCAUCUGUCCAGGAUUUGGAAAUUAUUUUUAGUCGUAUUCAGCAUAACUAUCUAUCAAGUUGGAGCUCAGUGGACUUUAUUCUCUCGCUUCAGUGAGCCACUGCAGCAGCAACAGAGCAAGCAAGCACGCCGUCGUCGUCGCUGCUGCUGCUGCUGCUGCUGCUGCUGCUGCUGUGAGAGAAGAAAACAAGCUCGGUGAGCAGCCCGCUAAGCUGUGUGAUCAUUGACAGAGUUCAAUACACACAAGCUUCAAGUGAUAACUGGUGGGAGCUUUGUGCAGGGUACCCCUAGCCUUUUCAAGAACCGACAGCUGGGAAUAUUUUGUUGCUGAAGCCGAGGUAUUACAUUAUAUAGGAAUUUAUUUUUAUUUUUUUAAAUCUGAGCCACUGUCGGGCGACUUGACCCACAGGAACAGUUUGCACAAUUUCCACCAGCUUGUCUGCAGCCCACUCCUGACCCAGACAGUCUUCUGCCCCAGCAUGAAUGAAGUCAGUGUUGUGAGAGAGGGAUGGCUCCACAAGAGAGGUGAAUACAUUAAAACAUGGCGGCCUCGUUACUUCAUCUUAAAGAGCGAUGGCUCCUUCAUUGGCUACAAAGAGAAGCCUGAGGUGUCCAGCGACCACAGCCUCCCACCACUCAACAACUUCUCUGUUGCAGAAUGUCAGCUGAUGAAGACGGAGCGCCCCAGGCCCAACACAUUUGUCAUUCGUUGUCUGCAAUGGACCUCCGUUAUUGAGCGCACCUUUCACGUAGACAGCAACGAGGAGAGGGAGGAAUGGAUGCGAUCGAUCCAGGCAGUGGCAAAUAGCCUCAAGAGUCAGCAGCAGGAUGAGGAGCCCAUGGAGAUCAAAUUUGGCUCACCAAGUGACAGCAGUGGCACAGAGGAGAUGGAAAUUGCUGUGUCCAAAUCCCGCACAAAAGUGACAAUGAGUGAUUUUGACUACCUGAAGCUACUGGGAAAAGGGACAUUUGGCAAAGUGAUCCUGGUGAAGGAGAAGGCCACGGGGAUGUACUACGCCAUGAAAAUCCUCCGCAAAGAAGUCAUCAUUGCAAAGGAUGAGGUGGCACACACAGUUACAGAAAGCAGAGUUCUCCAAAAUACACGGCAUCCCUUUCUAACAACACUAAAAUAUGCAUUUCAAACGCAUGACCGGCUAUGCUUUGUUAUGGAGUAUGCAAAUGGAGGAGAACUCUUCUUUCACCUAUCGCGAGACAGAGUGUUCACAGAAGACAGAGCGAGAUUCUAUGGUGCAGAAAUAGUGUCAGCACUGGAGUACCUACACUCACGCAAUGUAGUUUACAGGGAUUUAAAGCUGGAGAACCUCAUGUUAGACAAGGACGGCCACAUAAAGAUAACAGACUUUGGGCUGUGUAAAGAGGGGAUCACAGAUGGUGCCACCAUGAAAACCUUCUGUGGGACCCCAGAGUACCUGGCACCAGAGGUGCUAGAGGACAAUGACUACGGACGAGCGGUGGACUGGUGGGGACUGGGCGUGGUCAUGUAUGAGAUGAUGUGUGGCCGUUUGCCCUUCUACAACCAGGACCACGAGCGUCUCUUUGAGCUGAUCCUCAUGGAGGAGAUUCGCUUCCCUAAGAACCUGGCUCCUGAAGCCAAGGCCCUGCUAGCCGGUCUGCUCAAAAAGGAUCCCAAACAAAGGCUCGGAGGCGGACCAGACGAUGCCAAAGAUGUGAUGAGCCACAAGUUCUUCACCUCCAUCAACUGGCAGGAUGUUAUUGAAAAAAAGCUCAUUCCACCCUUCAAGCCCCAGGUAACAUCAGAGACGGACACACGUUACUUUGAUGACGAGUUCACAGCACAAACCAUAACAAUAACUCCCCCUGACAAGUAUGACAGUUUAGAUGCGGAGGAUUCAGAUCAGCGCACGCACUUCCCUCAGUUCUCCUACUCUGCCAGCAUACGGGAAUGAUUACUCAGACUCUUGAACAAGCAGGCAGGCUUACACACGAUCACAAUCCCACAUAUACACUUGCACUGUUGGGGAAUUCGAACGACACCAACAAAAACUGGCACAAGACACAUUUUCAUUCGGUCUUUAAUGCACCUACAGACACACAUACACUGGCAAAUCAGACAAGACAGGGAUCAUAGAGUAUGAAAUUAACACACAGGCCGUGAAUGACUGACCUCAGCAGGUUUGUGUGCAUAGACUGGCAGCUUUGUCUCUGUACGUCCUCUCAGGGUUGGCUUUAGGCUUCCCUGCAGGACCUCUGCUGCACUACACUGGGUACCACAUCAAAGCCUUGACACUUUGAAAACCAGGUUAUGCCAGCAAGUACCACCUCUUUACCAGCUGUACCCGUGCUACACACACACACACACACACACACACACACACACACACACACACACACACACACACACACACACACACACACCAACUCAUGCAGAGACUGCGUAUAUAUACACAAACGUAUUUGAUAGAAUUUUAAAAAAUGUAAUCAAAAUUAGGAAAAUGGAAAAGAUUUGGGGAAAGAUAAAUUGUAAUUUCAUCGAUUGUUACGGUUUUAAAUGUAAAGCCAUAUUUCUGCAUUUUUUGUGAUUUUUGUUUUUCUUUUCUUUUUCUUUUUUUUUUUUUUUUUUUACAAGUGCUCUUUCUGGAACUUGCUGUUACAAAUCAAGUGUGAGACUGUUCUUACAGUAGGGGGAAAUGGGGAAUAGGGGGAGACGAGAAGGGUUGCCAUUUCUGUGUUUGCACUGCACGUGUGUAUAAGUGAAAGGGCGAGCCGAUGUGUGAACGUAUGCGUGUAUGCAUAUGAGUGCAGGAGAAUGUGUGAACAACCAUUUUGAUUCUCAACCAUCCAUUUGUGUCUGUUUUUAUGCAUGUUUUUAAACUCUGAACUAUUGCUGGAAUAUCGAAGAGAGGACACUACACGGCACUCAAUGGCCUUUUUUUAAAGGGAACAAGCGUGUAAUUUAUGAUUGUUGUGCCGCUAAAUUGACUCAGUCAGGAAUAGAAACUGGGAUCUCUUGCAUGGCUAACCUUUUGCUUUAAAAGCGGCAUUAAUUUAACCCAAAGUGAUGCAGCAGUCAGGCUCUUAGAGUCCCCUUCGCUGUGUCGAGACUGACUUACCGACCAACUAGCUCCUGGUUGGAGGUGUAAGAGUGAGUUUUCAUUAAGGGCAGUCGCGCUAUGUGUUAAAAGACAGUUAGAAUAGAAGGAAAGAGGAGAAUAGAGACUAGACGCUUGACCGCAGUUGUUCCCCAACCCGUCUAGAGAGACCAAUGUAGACGAACACAGCUAUUCGCUGUCCUCGAUCCAGUAAUUCUCACUCCCUAGCUGAAAAGUUAGGCACCAAUCUUCUGUUCAUUUUUUAUUUGUAAUAAAAAUUUGUAAUAUGUGUUUUAAGUUUUAAAAAUAUUUUUAAAAUAAGCCUUUGAGAGUUCCCUUAUUUAAAGAAUGAGAGUACAAUCGUUGUUAAGUCUUUUAUGAGGCCAAACAUUGACUGACAUGGUGGACGUUUAGCACUUCAAAUGAUUCCACAUUUGAUGUUUAGAACCUUGGCUUUGUGUUUUCUUUAAUGCUGUGUCGAGGCACUUAAAUCUACGUAGUUGUAUGUCUGGAGCAACAGUCUGCAGGUUUACAAUCCAACUAAAUGCUGCAUGAGCUGGUCGACCAACCUUCAACCUGCAGACAGGGGGAACUAAUCAAAACUUCAGCUGAUGUACUGUUAAGUUGAAAUGAAAAUCUGCAUGCUUUGAGUCAUGACGGCACAUGAUUGAGAGAAGUUCUGGGCAGCAUAUUGAAAAGUGCUCAUGUUGACAAGCAUUUUAUAUUCCAUAUUGCUGGAAGAUACGUUGGUUGCUCUUUGAGCUUCACUAAAGGAACAUCCGAGAUAUUUUUGUUUGUCAUUGAUUUGUUUUUGUUUGUUGAUUUUUCUCCUCUUUUUUUGUCCAUCUAUUUCUCAAAUUUUGGAAGACACAUUGUCUUGUUUAAGUAUACGUUAUAUUAAAUAUAUAUAUUAAAAGUUUUUAAACGGC
This is a messenger RNA of Siniperca chuatsi (mandarin fish), 4096 nucleotides long. RefSeq names its product v-akt murine thymoma viral oncogene homolog 2 (gene akt2). Lineage: Eukaryota; Metazoa; Chordata; Actinopteri; Centrarchiformes; Sinipercidae. The record is from RefSeq and is a predicted model, not a curated record. Gene Ontology annotation, biological process: protein phosphorylation. Gene Ontology annotation, molecular function: protein serine/threonine kinase activity; ATP binding. The coding region runs from base 576 to 2024 and encodes 482 amino acids. The transcript has 14 exons.